AUGCCUGCCGCACCAUCACCAGUCAAAGCAGAGGGUGUCAGAUAUGGGUUCAUUAACACUUGCCUGAAGUCUCUAGUCAUCGAGAAAUUUGGUGAAGAGACAUGGGAGAAACUCAGGACACUGGCAGAGGUCCAGGAUACCUUCAUGACCUAUGAGAUUUAUGAUGAUGUCAUCACUCUGAGACUGGUGCAGGAGGCAUGUAAGAUGCUGGAUGUCUCCUCCGAGGUGGUUCUCAAGCUUUUCGGGGAGUACUUCUUCAGCUUCUGCAAGAUGUCGGGGUAUGACACCAUGCUGCGUACUCUGGGGGGGAACCUGGUGGAGUUCAUCGAGAACCUGGAUGCCCUCCACAGCUACCUGGCACUCUCUUAUCAGGAAAUGAACGCCCCUUCCUUUCGGGUGGAGCGGACGGAGGAUGGGAAAAUGCUGCUCCACUAUUACUCUGACCGAAGAGGACUGUGCCAUAUCGUGCCAGGCAUCAUCGAAGCAGUGGCCAAGGACUUCUUUGACAGCCAAGUGGACAUGACCAUCCUCAACCAAUCGGAGGAGGACGAGCGCACAGGAAAGAAAGAGCACGUGGUCUUCCUGAUCAUCCAGAAGACCAGAGGGGCGAGGAGAAGACCCCAGCAUGCGAGGCGAAUCGGGGAGGCAGGAAGGGAAGAUGACCGAAAGGAGAGUGAGGAUACCUUGAGGAAGAUGAAGGCUAGGUAUGAUACUCUGCCCUCGUGUCCAGGGAGACGAGCACCAUGGGAGAUUGUCCGAAGCAUUGUCAAGUUUGGCCAAGGUAAUCUCAUGAACUCAUUCACCCCAAGCUACCCGGAGAAGCUGUGGAUUGAGGAGCGGGCAUUCUGCAAUGUUUUCCCUUUUCACAUUGUCUUUGAUAAAGAUCUCAAGGUCAAGCAGACGGGUGUGAACAUCCAGAAGUUUGUCCCUGGACUGCAGACCAUGGACAUAAGGCUGGACGAGUAUUUCAGCAUUGUCCACCCCCAGGUCACCUUCAACAUCGAGAGCAUUCGCAAGUUCAUCAACAGCCAGUUUGUGCUGAAGACACGCCGAGAGAUGGUCCCAGAGUCUACCCAACACCAGUCCAUGCUCAAACUCCGAGGUCAGAUGGUGUGGAUGGAGUCUCUGAGUUGCAUGGUGUACCUGUGCUCACCCAAGCUGCGCAGCCUGCAGGAGCUGGAGGAGCGUGGCCUGCACAUCGCUGACAUUGCCCAGCAUGACACCACACGUGACCUCAUCCUGCUAAAUCAGCAGAGGCUGGCCGAGAUCGAGCUGUCCAACCAGCUGGAGCGCAAGAAGGAGGAGCUGCGCAUCCUCUCACGCCACCUGGAGGUGGAGAAGAAGAAGACAGAGACGCUGUUGUACGCUAUGCUGCCCCGCCAUGUAGCCAACCAGCUCAAGGAGGGAAAGAAGGUGGAAGCAGGGGAGUUCAAGGUGUGCACCAUCCUCUUCAGCGAUGUGGUGACCUUCACAAAUAUCUGCGCAGCCUGCGAGCCCAUACAGAUCGUGAACAUGCUCAACUCCAUGUACUCCAAGUUCGACCGGCUGACCAACGUCCACGACGUGUAUAAGGUGGAGACAAUUGGAGAUGCUUACAUGGUAGUGGGCGGGGUACCCAUUCCAGUCAACACCCACGCCGAGCGGGUGGCUAACUUCGCCCUGGGCAUGCGAAUUGCCGCCCGAGAGGUGACCAAUCCAAUUACAGGGCAACCAAUCCAGAUCCGGGUGGGCCUCCAUACUGGUCCAGUCCUGGCAGGGGUGGUAGGGGAGAAGAUGCCUCGGUACUGUUUGUUUGGAGACACGGUCAACACUGCAUCCCGCAUGGAGAGCCAUGGGGUCCCUGACCACAUACACCUCAGCCCCACCACAUACAGAGCGCUGCAGGGUAAAGGAUUUGACAUCACUGAGAGAGGGGAGAUCCAGGUCAAGGGGAAGGGCCUGAUGACUACAUACUUCCUGCUGCAGAACCUCUGGGUCCCUGAGGACGGCAUCAUGGGAAGAGAUGGACAGCCAUGCAUGUACAGUGGUGAUCAGCAGGAGGCAGCAGAGAGCAACGAGGAUCCUGAGGAGCCAGGCAGCGAGGGAACAGAGGGAGCCCCCGGGAUAGAGGAGACUCCAGUCUCAGCACUCUUAGAGAGUGAACUCACAGCCGAGGCCAUGAGCUCCAGGUUCUGCAAACUGCUCUAG
Megalops cyprinoides (Indo-Pacific tarpon) is the source of this 2187-nucleotide messenger RNA. It is a transcript of the gene gucy1b2, whose product is annotated as guanylate cyclase 1, soluble, beta 2. Gene Ontology annotation, cellular component: guanylate cyclase complex, soluble. The coding region runs from base 1 to 2187 and encodes 728 amino acids. The transcript is spliced from 15 exons. Lineage: Eukaryota; Metazoa; Chordata; Actinopteri; Elopiformes; Megalopidae. Gene Ontology annotation, molecular function: guanylate cyclase activity; heme binding. The record is from RefSeq and is a predicted model, not a curated record. Gene Ontology annotation, biological process: cGMP biosynthetic process; response to oxygen levels.